This is a messenger RNA of Patella vulgata (common limpet), 2691 nucleotides long. RefSeq lists its product as uncharacterized. The transcript is spliced from 2 exons. Gene Ontology annotation, molecular function: peptidase inhibitor activity. NCBI's taxonomy places the organism in Eukaryota, Metazoa, Mollusca, Gastropoda, Patellidae. The record is from RefSeq and is a predicted model, not a curated record. Bases 635 to 1870 code for a protein of 411 amino acids.
CAUACAACUUAAUGCUCACGGUGUAUAUACGUGUACGAAAUCUACUCGCAUGAACUUUAUGUGUGGUUUAUUAGUUUCAAAUAGAUUUUGGAGAAGGUGUGAGAAACGGGACUAUAUAAAGUUUUCGUGUUUACUCUCUCAAAUUAACUGCACUAGUAGAGAUAAACUUGAAUGGGACUGGAUAAACGGGUAUUUAAAUAAAAGGUGUGAACAAAAGGUUAGGAGAUCCAAUAGAAGUUUAAAACGCAGACAACCCUUUUUUAUCCGUCGGUUAUAUUAUCGUCUGAAGCAAACACACAAAGCUAUUUCAUUGAAGUUAAAAAUGAAAUGAGAAGCUACAACUAGAAUUCCUCGAAUUCCAAGCAAAUCGUAAACAAAGGCAAAGCAUGUUUAGAUAGUAAGCUCUUGGAUAAUUAACCUAUAUUCGGCUAGUGAUAAGUGGGGAAUGAUUAGUAACGCAUCGGUGAUAAGUGAAGGGACUAGACGUACAUUUACUACAGGCUUGUGACAGCAUUAAAAACUUGGCGGAUUAAGAAAAACCUUUCAGUUCACGGAUAAUUCACUGCCCUAGAAGGUGACCUCUUGUUUAUUAUUUUUAUCAUCUCAAGUGUGAUAUAUAUUUAUUGCAAAGACAAUGGGACCGCUUAACCUAUCAGUUGUGUUUUAUUCGACUGCUUUCUUGUUCUUUUCGCUGUGCUCAGCUGACGAUAAGUGUGGUUCAAAUUUUAGCGAAGGGGACAAAUGGUUUGACGGGUGCAAUUGGUGUACAUGUGAAGCAGACGGACAAAAGUGUACUAAAGCCGUGUGUUCAAUUUCUGACAAUAAACACCCACGUCAAGCUUGUAAAAAACCUGGUGAAUCGUGGAGAGACGGCUGUUUUCAUUGUCAAUGUUUACCGAAAGGUAUACGUUGUAAAGUGAACAAAAGAUGUGUAAAAUCGUUGAGUGACGCCCCUGCAGACUGCAAGAUACCCGUCACUGAUCAAAAUCUAUGUAUUUGUGGCUUGGACGGUGUCCCUUCGUGUGCAUGGACAAGUUUGUCACAAACUUCGGAUUCCCAGGAGAUACAUCCAAAUGGAAUACUUUUGUCAGAGCAACAAGUGACAUCAAACAUUGAAUUAAACGACGAAGCAGUGGAAAAGGAAUACAAUGAUCAACCUAUGCCAUUAAUUCCUUCUAAAGAAAAAGGCUGCCAUAUUGGUUCCCGUUGGUAUGAAGGCGGACAACGUUGUUACUGCGAUGAUGAGAGUGGUGUCACGUGCGGAAAUCCGCGUUACAUGGCCCGGAAAGUUGAUGGAUAUAAAAUUCGUCGCAAAAAAUGCAAGACCGGAAAGCAGUGGAAUGAUAAGUGUAAAUAUUGCAUUUGUAAAGUUAAAGGGCUGUCAUUCUGUCGAAUUGAUCGUAUAUGUAUGAGGAACAAAAAAAUCGGACACUCUUCACGAAGUACUAGAAGAUGUGCAGGGAAGUCUUGUAAUCUGCUGAAGUUAAAUGGUAUGACUGAGUGCAAGAUUGGCGAUCAUUGGAAAGAUGGGUGCAAACGGUGCCGAUGUAAUAAAAAAGGCAAACCUGUCUGCAAAAGCCGUCAUUGCAAUCAUUCGACUGAUGAUAAAACUGACGGGAAUGUAUUGCCUAGCAGACGUUUAUCGACAGGUGGUCUCGUACCUGUAUCUCAAACACCAUUCAAAAUGCCUGAUAAGCCACGGUUCCGUAUGCCAACAAUGUUUUCGAGUAUUCGUUUCAACGGAAAAGAAAAACCAGUAGAAAAAAAGAACUGUAAUGGUUUUAAACCCGGUGAAAAAUAUUGGGAUAAUUGUAACUUAUGCCAUUGCACCCAGAAUGGUGACCCGAUGUGUUCUUCCCAGUUGUGUUAAGGUUAAAACAGUUCAUAAAGACAAAAAUAUUACUUUUUCUUGAUAUUUCUUUUUUUCAACAGUAUUAAAUUUUUUAAAGAUUAUGAAUUAUAUGCCCAGUUUUUAAUCUAGUCAGUGUAGUGGAAUUACCCAAUUCAUCUCCCCUUUCCCUUAAAAUCUUUGUUGGCAGCUCUACAGAUUCGUUAAUUCCGGUUCUAAAGACACGUUGUCUGUGAUGCAUUUAAGUUCAAUUAUCUCCAAAACAUAUACAGGUUAUUAAAAUCCAAUUCGCGGCUUAUAGUUUUUUUCAGGCGAAUGUAAAAAAUUCCAAAACAAAAUGCCCUCGGCACUGUCCUCAACUACCUUUCAGUCUGUAGACCAAUUAGAUUUCAGAACGGGGCCGGGGGGGGGGGGGUAAUAUUUUUUAUCAUCAAGUAACUAAAUUACAUAGGAGGCAGACGGCCAAGAAAUCGAUUUACACCAACCGGCCUUUUUUUUUAAUCUGUAUACGAUAUACUUUAAGGAAACGGUGGGAUUCGAGUUAGUUUAAAAAGAUUUGUAACUUUUAAGGCAGACAGUUCGCAAAUAUCUCGAACGUGCUACACACACUAGUAUUAUACAAAUAGUUACAAAAAUUAUGUUAAUUUGAACUGAAUAUAACAUACAGUUAGUAUUUAAAUUAUUUGGGAUCUAUAAUGAGAACGCGUUUGAUUUUAUAUUAAACUUUCAUUCUCGCAUGUCGGCCCUUUAAGAAAGCAUGCGAAAAUGAAAAAUGGAAACUAAAACAAAAUACUGAAAAACACGAAUGAAUUUGAUUCAAAAUAAAGCUAGUUUUAUUGAUA